UAGAGUGUCCCUUUAGAACAGGAAACACGGCGGUCGGAGAAGUUGAGAAAUCGGGAACCGCAUUACAAUUACCCCAAAUAUUAACAUGGUAUGAACAAUCAAUCCAGGGACUUUAUGAAUCAGGGUGCAUGACCAAAAUAGUUGAACCAUGAAGGUUUUCAGCGGAUGAGAUGGACAUGGCUAUCGGGUUCAUGGAAGCAAUAGCAGCUGAAAUAGCCAUACGCCAAAAUCCGCCAUUCCAUUUUGCUGCUGCUAAUGACAGCGUAAAACUUCAGUGCCACAUCGAUAAGGACGACCCUGCCCUUCGUCAUUAUGUUUUCUGGUAUAAGCAGGCAGCAGGAGGGGUGCCACAGUUUCUCACCAAUUGUUCAGAUGAGCCAAGUGCUGAGCUUCAUUUCAAAUGUAAAGCAAACGGAGCUCAUUUCUCACUGGAAAUCUCAUCAGCCCAGCAGAGUGAUACAGGAAGAUACUAUUGUGCAACAACAUACCGAAUCUAUUUAAUUAUGAGCAAAGGAUCCACACUGACAGUUGGAGACACUUUUACUGAGAAGACAUCAGUGUCAAUUUUGUCUCCCUCCGCUGAUGCUAUCAAGUCAAGACAAAGUGUGCCUUUAAUAUGUUUGGUUUCUGGUGUGACAUCCAGCACAGUUCACAUUUCAUGGAUUAUCUCAGACAACAUUACAAAGGGACUCAUUUCUUACGUGCAAGAAAAGCAAAAAACCUUUAGCAUCAGGAGCCAGGUUGCAGUCUCAAAGGGAGACUGGAUAAGUGGAAGCCAUUUCACAUGUCAAGUUGUAUUCAAUUCUUCAGGAGAGCCAGUAAAUAAAAGUGCUCACUACAGCAAAGAACACACGGAUCUCUCUACUUGUGGAACUUACGCUGUUGUUCUGUCAGUCGUGGCUGUGGUAAUGCUGACUCCAGCACUUAUCGUCCUCUGUAAAGGAGGGCACAAAGAAGAACAGCGCAAAGAGCAACAGAUAUCAGAAGAACAGCAGAACAAUUAUGGAGAACAACUGACAUAUUCUGCAAUCACCUUCCAGUCUAAAGGAAAAAGAAAGAAGCGAACUCAGUGACUUCUACACAAAUCCAAGAAGAGAUUAUGAAAAUGUACAAAUGAGUCUUAUAAGAUGAACUAGUCGAGUUUCUGUUUACUUUUGCUCUCUUUACCUGAUGCUUCAAUUCACAUCGAGAUCACUUUUCUUUAUUUCAAAUGUUUCAUUUUCAUUUUCUGUUUUUCAUUUUGCCUGAUGCAUAUUGGUGGAUUGGUGGUUAAUGCAAGCAAACUGUAUCAUGCACAUGUGGGGUUAAUUCUAUAAUGUCCUCUUGCACACUGAUUGUGUGGGUUACUUAAACAGACCAAAGCUCCUCAGGCAUCCUAAAAAAGACAUUUAUGUUCAGUGAAUUUUAUCAGGUUUUAUCUGGUUAAUAAAGACUGCAAAAGCUUUAAUGCUUUACUUCUCUUGUUACUCCCCACAAAAAGGUAGAUGCUUGAAAGCCACCCAGCAAAGUAGCAUUUUUUUUUGAUGAGCUGAAGGAAGAAUUUUUAGAUUAAUCAAUAGGUAUCACCUGACAUUCUUUUUCAGUAACCCCUUUUUGAGUCCCUUUAUCAGCUUGAAAUGUCCUGAUCAUCCACAUCUCAGCAGUAAAUGAUCUGAUCAAACAAAGAAAAGAGUCAUAGAAAUUCUAACCCUGUAGUCACAGACCUCAAAGCUUCUGAAAUGUUUUCUUCUAUAACUACUAUAAAUUUGCAUUGAAUAGGUAUGAAUAGCUUUAAUCCAGCUCUGUACUUUCAGGCAUACCUCUCAACUGUCCAGAUUUUCACAGAAUGUCCAGAUUGUUUGCCUCAUAUCUUUGAUCUGUCUGUCAUACAGUUUUAGUUUUCUGGCAAAUCAUUUGUAAAUCAUUUAGGAUUGAAGUCAGAAAAUAACAGACAUUAGAGUUUCUGACUUCAUACCCUUCAGAAAAUUCAU
Molecule: messenger RNA, 1970 nt
Organism: Protopterus annectens (West African lungfish)
Lineage: Eukaryota; Metazoa; Chordata; Ceratodontiformes; Protopteridae
Product: T cell receptor alpha chain MC.7.G5-like
Exons: 6
Coding region: 171-1073 (300 amino acids)
Biological process (GO): T cell costimulation; cell surface receptor signaling pathway; immune response
Cellular component (GO): external side of plasma membrane
Source: RefSeq, a predicted model, not a curated record